UUCUUUUUUUUGCGUGCUUCAAGUGAGAUACAUGUUCACAGUUGCGAUUGCUAAUAUUUGAACUGUACUACUCUUUGCAUUGUAUCGUGCCUUUUGACGCUCUUUACGACUCACAUUCUCGAGCUUUCACAUUACACUGUUUUUGUUGGUGUUUGUUUUUGAUGUUCUGAAUGUGUGUAUGUGCGAAUGUUUCGUGGCACAAAUGAAACGUAUGGAAUUUUCCCGUUUGAAGGUCAUUGUAAUUUUUAGCGGAAUUAUUCUUUCUUUAUUCAGGAUGAAAGUAAUCGCAAACCAUUCCAAAAAAGCACACACCAAUGAACAAUAACAACAACAACAACAACAGCAGCAACGGGCAAAAUGAAACAUUGAGCGUGUUUAAUGAACAGCUUGGAAUGCAUUGCUACAACUUCAUUAUUCAUCGUCUGUGUUUAUUGAGCCUGUUUCGCAAUGAAAGAACAUGCACAACGAAAGCCAAUCCAAACGGAAGUCGAUUUUUUCGCGGCUUUUCGACUGAAUUUGUCUCGGUUGUCAUAAUAAAUGCAAAUCGCUAUCGACAUAAUAUUACAUGUUGCUAUAAAUGUCUGGUUGUUUUUUCUGAAUGUGGAAAAUUCUGUCGAACUAAAAGUAGGUCUCUGCAAACGAAAAUCAGCUGACAUGAAUAGGUAACCAACAACCCACACUUAACACAUACUCAAUUUCAAAAUUGAGUGAGCGGUAUGGAUGUGCAAUUCAGGUUGAACAUUUUUGAUUUAUGGAAUUUGCCGUUCGUGUUUUCGAUCCGGAAUAUUCAGUGCUAUAAAUAUCACCGCACGGUACCUUUCUCUUCGACCGUAAAUCAUAUCAUAUUUUAUCUCCACAUUUCGAUGGAAUAACGAACAAAAAAAUUCCAAUUUUCGCGAUACAAUGCUCAGUGAUGUGAGAAAUGUGCAUUACAUACAUUCGACCGGACAGUUAAAAGCGCUCGCUUUAUCGCACCCAUAGUUAUAAUCAAUCACUGUAAAUGAAAUUGAAUAGAACGAAAAUGUUCCGGAUUGAAUCUUUUUAAUAAUAUCACAUUCUUUCUGUUUUCUCAUUUCUCUUUAGAUGCUUCCUUCAUCUGAGGGCUGUUGCAAGUUAUUUACAUGAAUGCAAAUAAAACGAUUCGACGCUUCGCAACAACAACGACUUCAGCACGACUAGAACAACAGCGUGUAAUCCCCAACGAAGGAGAACAACAGAUUUUGUUGUCAAGUGAAUAAAGGGCAGCAUUUUGCAUCGUUUGAAUGCGGGUGCUUACUUGGAAAUUGUAUAUCAAAACCAAACAGAGGAACGAGAAUUUUUGGCGAGAAAUUUUUAAUUUAAACCGUGUACUUAAUUAAUCGCUUGACUGCAAAUUGGAAAACGAUCCGUAUUAAAAGAGACGUGGUUAAAUGCGCGCCGCGCGUCAAGAAAUCAAAAAUAUAUCAUAUUUUGUGUAAUUUAUGGUUUGAAUUUCAUCAGCCAAAAAUAAUCGGGAUCAAAUAAAUAUUAUUAACAAAGAAAAAACGACGAUUCGAGAACCGGUCUGAGUUAUCUCGAAUGAACUGACACAUAAAGGCCAAAAAGCGAUAAAAUUAUCAGUUGUUUUUCGUGCAAAAACGAUAUAGAUUUUCAGUAACUCGUGGGUGUCGGGUGUUAAUUUGGAUAUUUCAAAUCAAGCGCGCCCAAAUUCGCACGCAUUUUUAUCGCAUUCUAAUCUAUUCUCGUUGGUUUAUUGUACCGCUCGGCAGUUGGCCGUAGCGCAAAAGUCGAAAUCGAUUUUAACAACUCAUCCUGAUACACAUUGACUUUAUCGCAAAACAUCAACCGACGAAGAACAGUGCGCAAAACUAACAUCGACUAAAUGAGUGUUCAGUCGGUCAUUGGGGCCAAAUCAAAGCGUUCUAGUAUUGAAUGCGCUUCUCCAAAUCAAAGCCACAAAUCAAAAUAUGUGAAUCGGUUCGUGUUCUGUGAAAUUUAAAAUCAAAUUCAAAUUUUUCCAACAAAAAAUAAAUAAAAUACAAGUAUAAAAACUAUGAACAAUAACACAGUUUCGCCCGUGGUUUCGAUAUCAGUGCAAACAUUGGCUGCAGCCUUGGCAACCAAUUCAACAGCAGACAUGGCAAGCAACGAUGCAAUUGCAGCCGCAUUCCCAUACAAUCGAAUGCAAACAGAUCAAGUUGAGUCGGAUGUCACCAAUCAACCAUGGCUAGCACACGAUCGUUACACCGAAAUCCGCGAGAAUGUGGUUCUAUGGUCGAUAAUAGAUGGUUUACUCUUUGUAACGAUUGUGUGCGGAAAUUGUUUGACCAUUGCAGCCGUACAGUUGAGUCGACGAUUACGGAGUGUGGUUUCGAAUUUGUUCAUUCUAUCAUUAGCCAUAUCGGAUUUAUUGGUCGGUCUAACCAUACCGUAUCACUUAGCAUUUUAUUUGGAUGUGACACUGGGCGAAUCGCAUAUCGUGUGCAUCAUGAAAUUUUUCUUUAACAUUGUUGCGUGCUGCGUGUCCAUUUGGAAUUUGAUUGCGAUUGCAAUUGAUCGGUACGUCGCCAUCGUGUAUCCAUUACAUUACAGUCGAUGGAUAACAAAGCGAACGGCAAUCACAGUGAUUUUAUUCGGUUGGAUAUCGGGCACAUUGAUGGGUGCCAUACCGCUGUUUUGGAACAACUGGGCCACUUCCACGGAAUGUGAAUUUGAUGAGAUCCUGCCGCCAUGGUAUAUGGCUGGCAUUAUAACACCGGUCUUUUCACUUAUUUGGUUCUGUAUGCUUACACUCUACUGGCGAAUAUGGCGAGAGGCCUACAAACAUGCAAAGCAACUGCGAGCAAGCAUUUCGGGACUGCACGACGGUGGACAUUCCGACUGGAAAAGUGUGCAGGUUGUUAUUUUGAUUUUGGGAUGCUUUACGAUCUGUUGGCUGCCAUAUUUUGUGGUGGCGUGUUCGCAGAUAUUCAAGUUCGCCGCAAACAGUUCGCCAAUUUACUACAAGGCUGCAUUUUCCUUGGCAAUGGCAAAUUCGGGCAUGAAUCCAGUGAUUUAUGCAUGGAAGAAUCGUACAUUUCGACGAGCAUUCAUUCACUUGUUGCGCUGUCGAACGCCCGACUCGCACGCUCUAAUUGACGACGAAAAUGCACGACAGAAUAUGAAGCGAAAAUCAUCAUCAUUAGCGCCAUCAUUAUCGGCACCGCCACCCACACCAAACAGUGUGAUUGCAGCCACACCACCACCGAUAAACGCCCCUGAUUCACAUCAUCAUCGUUCGUCGUUGCAUCGAUAUCAUCAUGGAUUCACGACCGCUUUCCCGCUACCACCACCGCCGCCGUCUCCACAGUCGCCGGUUCAAGAGCCAAUGGAAACCAUUGUCAUUGCUCCAAAUGUGAGAUGUGUUUUCGAUUCACCAACCGAAGCUCAUGCUGACAUUGAAAAUAAUAAUGAUGAACAGCUAAACAACCACUUGUACUUGCAUCCGAGCAUGAAUCGUUGGCAUUCGUUUAGUAAAAAUCAUCACAUCAUCAUGGACGAUGAUAUGCUGAAGACCGAAUUUAAGAAUUUCAACAAUAAUGAAUUGUAUUUGCGUCGCUUGACCACAACCAGUCCAGCCGAAUCAAUUGUUUCGGCCCCAUUAACGCCGACGGGAAAUUUAAUCGUAAACAUACUGGACAAUUUGGAAAAUCAUCAUCAGCACAACACCGACAAUAUGAAUCGCAAAAACUAUCGAAACAGUACGAACUGCGUAAUUGGACAUAAUUCCAACGUCGACGGAACAACAACGCCGAUUUCAUAUCACCCAAACAACAAAUUGCCCACUGUUGCGCUUAAUUCGGCCGCCACCACUGCUGCCGCUGCCGUUGUCGACCAUCGAUUUAACGGUCAUACAAAAACCAUUCCAAUUCCGAUCACAUCAAAUACAUCGCAAAACGGCGGCACACUGGUUCAGUGUGUCACCAUUGCAAUUAACAACAACGACAAUGUCGGACACAUUAUUCAAGACGAUGACCAUCACCAUCACCACCACCACCUCCACCGCCACAAUAACUCAAUCAAAUCGAAUAGUUUGUAUUGCAAUCGAGGCUACAGCCUGAGCAGCAGCGCACCGCAAUGUAUCAAUUGCUGGAGUGGACCAACAUGAACGAAUUUUCAUCACAGUACACAUAUUUUCAACACAGGAUAAACACUCAUCAAUUUCCUUGCGAAAAAAUAUACAAAAGUGAAAGAAAAACAACCCGCCCGCGAAUGGUUUCAUUCCAUUGUUGUAGUGUAGUUAAAUUUUAGCAAUGAUCAAAUGUUCCGUCAAACAAACAGGUUUCAGGGAAUAUGUAGGUAUGUGUGUGUGUGUGUUUCACCAUUCAAUCUCGUGUUUAAUUUUCUUGUGAAAUUGUUGAAUGAAACAAAUGAGCGAAUAUUUCCAUAUUUACAUUUGCACACGUUCCAUAUUCCGUUUGUUUGAAAGAGUUGUAUAGUUAAAAUUCAACAGAAACACUCCAAAAGCUUUAAAUACCAAGAAAAAUCUAUGUCCUAACCAUAGAGAGCUGACAACCAGUGCACAGAGUGCAGAAUAUCCAUUUGGAAUUGAAAUUCAUUGAUUUAGAUAUAUGUGGGCAGAAUAAAUGACGUUGUUUACCAUGUGUGUAUGGCGGUGGUAAAUUAAUGAAAUGUACUAAAUCAAUGUUUGAGCUUCUUGAGAAAUGGAAUGACGCAAAUCUUGGUGAAAAAAGCAAAGCCAAAAUGAUGUGUACACAUGACAAAUGUAGAUAGAAAUAGUUAAGCAAAUCGUCGCAUCGUUUGGAUAUUUUUUCAACAAUUUUUUUAAGGGAUUUCCAAAGAAAAGAAAAACGAGUCCAAAAUGAAGAAGGAAAUAGUUGAUUUUUCAUGUUGUAAAGUUUAACGAGUUAAUGGAUAAAGAAUGCGCAACAAAGUUUUCCUCUUUUGUUUGCCAAUAUAUUUCAGCACGUUCCAUGGCCAUACCAUAUGGUUUUAUAAUAAGAAAACUUUUUCACCUAGACAUUGCUCUAUUCAAAUGUGGAACGACGGAAAAAUUAAUGACAUUCGAUUUUUCUAUCGUCAUCCCUUUCUUUUCCACUUACAGUCAAUUGGAAGUUAUCUCGCUUUCAAUCUCGACAAAAGAACAUGCACACAGAGCAAACUUUUAACCAAUUUCAGUUGUCAGAAAGAGACAGUGGGGCGGAACAGAAUGAAGUGAUAUUCUAUGAAGAAAAAUCGAAUAAAGUUUUCAAGCCAAAUUAAACAUUCAUAACAGAGAGACAUCUCCAGAUUAAAUAUUUAUUCAUAGUAUACCAUAUAGUGGAUAGUAUAUAGCUAGUUGUAAGUUUAACAUUUCAAUUCAUUUGAGAGUACGAGAAACGUUGAGAGAACGACAACGACGUUCAGGCGAAUUGGGAAUCAACUGGACGAGAACUACGAAACGUGAGAAAGUGUAAUUUAUUUUAAUAAAAGAAAAAGUAGAAGGAGACGAGGGAAAAAACACUAAGUUUAUUUUAUGUAAAUUACCUGUGAUAUAAUGUUUAUGUUUUAGACAUAAAUAAGGAAUCGAUGCCAAGCAUUCUGAUGAAAUGAACACAACACUUUCGAGAAUUGAAACGAAUCACAUUAAAUAAAUGAUUAUUUCAUGUAAAUGUCACAAAUGAUCAAAUCCAUGUUACUAUCUCAAUAAUCUAUAAAAAUCAAUAUAAAUGAAAUUCCAUUUUGGUGUAUUUUGUACCCUUUUUCAUACACACUUGCACACGCACUCAAUCACCCAUUCCAUACACAAACACAUACACAUACACAUACACAUACAGCAAUCCCCUCCCGAAUAACAUAGCUGCAUCACAAAUAUUGCAUUUAAAAUGAUUGUCCAUGUUUAUUUGAUUCGUUCAAAAGAAAACAUUUAUUAACUAUUCAACAGUCUGGUCCAUGCGAUUUGGUGCGAUUGUCAAAGAAAAUACCAAUUGGAAAUUGGAAUUGUCAUGAUGCACCCACCCUCCUCAUAGCACAUGAUCGAGCGAAAAGCAGAAUACCAUACAAUGUGGACACAUUGGAACGAGAAGUUUAGCAACGAUGCCAAUGUAACGGAGAAAAGAACGUCGAAUGUGUGGAUAAAGAAAUGAAAGAAUUGCCAAUGGUAGUGAACAUGUUCGAUUUUGCACAGCGGUAGCGUGUCUAACUGCUCGCAGUAGCAUCUUAACUUGAAUGUGAUGAAAAAUUGACUUGAUUUUCGUUGGCAAACAGCAACGGAGAAACAAAUUGUGGCAAAGAAUUUCUGCUCCAUUCGGUAUGCAAUCGUGUGCCGAUUGAGAUGAACACACAUGGCAAAUAAAAACGAGCACACUGAUGAAAAUGAGUUGGUAUAUUUUUCUUGAUUUUGGAUGAAUUGAAGGAUUUUUAGAUUUAAUGUUGAUUUUUAUAAUUUU
Messenger RNA from Sitodiplosis mosellana (orange wheat blossom midge), 6407 nucleotides. RefSeq names its product cholecystokinin receptor type A (gene mAChR-C). Gene Ontology annotation, biological process: G protein-coupled receptor signaling pathway. The transcript has 4 exons. Gene Ontology annotation, cellular component: membrane. Bases 2033 to 4126 code for a protein of 697 amino acids. The record is from RefSeq and is a predicted model, not a curated record. Lineage: Eukaryota; Metazoa; Arthropoda; Insecta; Diptera; Cecidomyiidae. Gene Ontology annotation, molecular function: G protein-coupled receptor activity.